GGGGUGCUGUGGGGUCGUGACUGGCAGCUGGUAGAGAAAAGAUGGCGGGGAGGCGAGCUGCUGUUGUGUUGGAUCGGGGACAUUGCGACGAAAGUAGCGGCUGUAGAGAGUUAUUUGAAGCCUGUAGGAACGGCGACGUGGCCAGAGUGAAGAAGCUCAUCACCCCGCAGAACGUGAACGCGCGGGACACGGCAGGGAGGAAGUCUACGCCGCUCCAUUUCGCCGCAGGUUUUGGUAGGAAAGACGUUGUGGAACACCUGCUUCAGAACGGCGCCAACGUCCACGCUCGCGACGACGGCGGGCUCAUCCCGCUCCACAACGCCUGCUCCUUCGGACAUGCGGAGGUCGUGACCUUGCUGUUGAGGAACGGCGCCGAUCCCAACGCCCGCGACAACUGGAACUACACCCCGCUUCACGAGGCCGCCAUCAAGGGCAAGAUAGAUGUUUGCAUUGUCCUGCUUCAAAACGGUGCCGAUCCCUCCAUCCGUAACACUGACGGGAAAACGGCGCUGGACUUGGCGGAACCUUCGGCCAAGACUGUUCUGACAGGUGAUUACAAGAAGGACGAACUGCUGGAAGCAGCAAGGAGUGGAAAUGAAGACAAGUUGAUGGCUCUACUGACACCUUUGAAUGUCAACUGUCAUGCUAGUGAUGGGAGAAAGUCCACCCCUCUCCACCUGGCUGCGGGGUACAACCGUGUGCGGAUCGUCCAGCUGAUACUACAGCACGGCGCGGACGUGCACGCCAAGGACAAGGGCGGGCUGGUGCCGCUGCACAACGCCUGCUCCUACGGACACUUCGAGGUGACGGAGCUGCUGCUCAAACACGGUGCCAGCGUCAACGCCAUGGACCUGUGGCAGUUCACUCCGCUACACGAAGCAGCAUCCAAGUCUAGGAUCGAGGUGUGUUCUCUCCUGUUGGCCCAUGGUGCGGACCCGACGCUGCUCAACUGUCAUUCCAAGAGUGCCAUCGACGUGGCUUCAACACCAGAACUACAGGAGAAGCUAUCCUAUGAGUUCAAAGGCCACUGCCUUCUUGAUGGAGCCCGUCAGACGGACAUGGCCAAGGUGAAGAAACAUCUUCAACUGGACAUCGUCAACUUCAAGCACCCAUAUACCCAUGACACUGCUUUGCACUCGGCAGCCCUGUCCCCCUACCCGAAGAGGCGACAAAUCACAGAGCUCCUGAUCAGGAAAGGCGCCAACCUGAACGACAAGAACAAAGAGUUCCUGACCCCCCUCCAUGUGGCCACAGACAAGUGUUACAUAGACGUGAUGGAGGUCCUGUUGAAACAUGGUGCAAAAGUGAAUGCCCUGGACAGUUUGGGCCAGACUGCCCUCCACAGGGGUGCCCACUCCGGACAUGUCCAGGCCUGCAGGCUGCUGCUCAGCUUCGGAGUGGACCCCAGCAUCGUGUCCCUGCAGGGGGUCACCGCAGCGCAGAUGGCCACAGAAGCCGUGCAGCAGAUGUUACAUGAGGACCCUCCCAGUGGCCCAGCAGAUGAGUGUGACCAGCUACUGGAGGCUGCCAAGGCUGGAGACUUGGAAGCUGUAAAGGUCCUGUGUAACCCCCACACCGUCAACUGUCGGGACGUGAACGGCAGACACUCCACGCCGCUGCACUUUGCCGCAGGCUACAACCGUGUGGCCGUGGUGGAGUACCUCCUCCAACAUGGCGCCGACGUGCACGCCAAGGACAAAGGUGGACUAGUGCCUCUCCAUAAUGCCUGUUCCUAUGGCCAUUAUGAAGUCUGUGAGCUGCUCCUCAAGCACGGUGCCGUGGUGAACGUGGCAGACCUGUGGAAGUUUACACCUCUCCACGAAGCAGCAGCCAAGGGCAAGUACGAGAUCUGCAAACUGCUCCUGAAGCAUGGUGCUGACCCCAACAAGAAGAACCGAGAUGGAAACACCCCACUGGACCUGGUACGGGACGGGGACACGGAUAUACAGGACCUACUCAGAGGUGAUGCCGCCCUUCUGGACGCAGCCAAGAAGGGCAACCUGGCCCGGGUCCAGAAACUGGCCACACCAGAGAACAUCAACUGUCGGGACACUCAGGGGCGGAACUCCACACCACUUCACUUAGCUGCUGGUUACAACAAUGUGGAGGUUGCUGAGUUCCUCCUGGAGAAUGGAGCGGAUGUCAACGCACAAGACAAGGGUGGACUCAUCCCGCUACACAACGCUUCAUCGUACGGGCACGUUGAGAUUGCCCAGCUACUUAUCAAGUACGGGACCUGUGUGAACGCCACGGACCGCUGGAACUUCACCCCGCUCCACGAGGCCGCACAGAAGGGCAGAACUCAACUCUGUGCACUGCUGCUGGCCCAUGGUGCAGACCCUACCAUGAAGAACCAAGAGGGGCAAACACCACUCGACCUGGCCACAGCUGAAGACGUGCGUGCCCUCCUGGUGGACGCCAUGCCGCCACAGUCCCUCCCAGCAGCCACCACCGCCACCCCCUCCACCAACAAGGCCGCCAGUCCGCUGAGCUCGGCCAGCACCACCCCCUCCUCCACCCCGGGGGUGCUCUCUACAGCCUCCAGCAUGGACCACCUGGCAGGGGCGGUCGGCGGGGGGCAGGGCGACGGGGCCAUCGAUCGCUCAGCAGUCGAGGGGGAGAUGAAGAAAAAAGUGAAAGACUAG
Branchiostoma floridae (Florida lancelet) is the source of this 2645-nucleotide messenger RNA. Its product is annotated as poly [ADP-ribose] polymerase tankyrase-1-like. The transcript is spliced from 22 exons. NCBI's taxonomy places the organism in Eukaryota, Metazoa, Chordata, Leptocardii, Amphioxiformes, Branchiostomatidae. Gene Ontology annotation, molecular function: protein binding. Gene Ontology annotation, cellular component: nucleus; cytoplasm. The record is from RefSeq and is a predicted model, not a curated record. The coding region runs from base 42 to 2645 and encodes 867 amino acids.